UGUCGUCGUAUAAAAACCGAGGAAUCGAUGAUAUGAAGCACACUCAGAGAGACUCAUCUCCUCAUAGCACGUUCAUCAUGAAGACAUUCCUAAUUUCAUUGUUGUUCGCCUUCGCUUUCGCCGUUGAUGUGUCGGAGAAAAAACAUGACAAACGUGCUUCUGUACACGGAGGAUCAUCGAUAUAUGGUCAUGGCAACUACAACCCCCACGGUGACAUUGGGUUCCAUGGAUCCGGAUAUGGGCAUGGAUACGGGCAUGGACAUGGAUAUGGAUAUGGACACGGAUAUGGACAUGGAUAUGGACACGGAUAUGGACACGGAUACGGAGGGAUUGGACCUGAAGUCAAUUUUAUAGGGGGACCGCAUGGUCACAGAGUGCCAAGUUUCGGCAUCGGAGUAGAACACGGAUUCUUAGACCAUGUGCCCAGAACCAUCGUGAAUCGCGUGGUUCCAGUUGCAGUUCCCGUACCUCAACCGGUUCCCAUAACACGCUCAGUCCCCGUACCGGUGCCGCAUCCCAUACCCAUCGAAGUGAAGCGUCCCGUCACCGUCCCGAUACCUCAACCGGUUCCAUUCGUCGUCACCAAAGCAUAUCCCGUUAACGUACCCCGCCCGGUUCCAGUGCCAGUACCUCAAGCCGUACCUGUACCACACCCGGUGCCGCACCCGGUCCCAGUUCCGCAUCCGGUACCAAUUCACACACCAGCCUCAAUAUCAAUCUCGCAAUCCAUACCGGUUAAUUCUGAUCCAUAUCCGCUGCCCGCUAGACCAAUCUCUGUUACGCAACCUAUCGUAUCAACCGGUCCUCAAUCCGGGUCCUCAAUACGACCAAUCGCUCCCAUUGGGAUUGGAUCUGUCGAUGCGGCAGGAACCGGCACAAUAUUGCAAAAUGGAGACCAUUCUGGAUUUGCCAUUUCUAGCGUCGUACACGGUGGUAAUAACUUCGGUUCCCCCAUAAGCUCGGGAUUUCACGUGAGCGUGGACCCCGGCAGCGAGGGAUACUCUUAUCCGGUACCAGCGAAGAAAUUCUUUUAAGCAAAACACUCGAAAGAAUCUGUUACAGGCGACAUCUCCGAUUUGCACGCCGAUGCGAUACAUCUGCCGUUUUCAAGACCUCGGAUAUACGGCACGCGGCUUGCCCGAGUCACGCCAUACCCAUUUAUCCCGCGUUUCACUUGAUAUUUAUGGAUUCGCAUACUGCGGAAGGUCCGCGUUAGUCGUGCCUUCGAUUAAAAUGCCGCCUAAAACCGCAAAACGAAGUACAUAAAUAUAUUGGCAUUUACUUUCACUUUUGCAUUGUUUUCGACAGUGACAAGGAAAAGAGAAAGUGUUACAUUUUGGGAACGCGAAAGUAAUAUUAUGCAGAAUCCAAGGAGAUGAAUAAUCAUGCGAGCGCGCGAUAGAAGUAAGAAAUAUGACGACCUAUAUCGAUAUUUCCUGUUACCGAAAUAUCACGUAGGCAGAAGAAAAUUGCUAACAAUUCUUUCGAGAUGUAUCCUUUGCACGUUUACAAUUGGAUCGUAUUCAUGAUAUACAAUCAAUCAUUUGUAACUAUUUAUUUAUCUCUUUUAUAUCUAUGAAGAUAUAAAAAAUAUCUCCAUCGUGUGCCAUAGACA
Messenger RNA from Trachymyrmex septentrionalis, 1615 nucleotides. Its product is annotated as protein SCAF8-like. Bases 33 to 1034 code for a protein of 333 amino acids. Lineage: Eukaryota; Metazoa; Arthropoda; Insecta; Hymenoptera; Formicidae. The record is from RefSeq and is a predicted model, not a curated record. The transcript is spliced from 2 exons.